UAGGCAAGAUGAGUGUGUACGUGUGUAUGUGAGGUCGGUCAUAUGAGCGUCACUUGUGUCGGAGUUACCCGAGGGCGCCAUGUCUUAGUGAAGUUUGAGCUAAAAGAAUUGCGGAGCUGAGAUGGGAUGGCGCUGCGUGACUUCAUUGGCAACAUUUUCAUAAACUGACAAGGGUGUGUGCACCAUGACCUCCAAGUCAUCCCUGCUGAAGGUCAUCCUGCUGGGGGACGGUGGUGUGGGCAAGUCCUCCCUGAUGAACCGGUAUGUUGCGGACAAAUUCGACACGCACCUCUUCCACACCAUCGGCGUAGAGUUCCUCAACAAAGAGCUGGAGGUCGACGGCCGCACCGUCACGUUACAGAUCUGGGACACGGCGGGCCAGGAGCGAUUCCGCAGCCUGAGGACGCCCUUCUACCGCGGCUCCGACUGCUGCCUGCUGGCCUUCAGCGUGGACGACAGCCAGAGCUUCCUCAACCUGCCCAAUUGGAAGAAGGAGUUUGCCUACUACGCCGACGUGCGCGAGCCCGACCGCUUCCCUUUCGUGGUGCUGGGCAACAAGGUGGAUGUGCCCGAGAGGCAGGUGUCUGCCGAAGAGGCCCAGCGGUGGUGCCGUGACAACGGCGGUCACCCGUACUUCGAGACCAGCGCCAAGGACGCCACCAACGUGACGGCGGCCUUCGAAGAGGCCGUACGGCGCGUGAUGGCAUCCGAGGACAGGGCAGAGCAUAUGCUGCCGUCGGACACAGUGGACCUGCGGAGGAAGACGCGCUCCAGCCCCCCCUGCUGCUGAGGAGAGGUACUGCACAGUCAGACAGCUGCAGAGAGAGUUCUGUCAGAACACUGGACUCUGAAAACAUGCCUAGACAAAAAAUGCUAGAUGAAAACUGCAAAGGACGUGCUGUAAGGCUGGCCCUGCAUCUUUCACAUUCAGAGUGCUUGGCUGUUAGCUUUGUCAGGUUGUUUCAUAUAGUUCAGGUGCCAAGAGUGAACAAGCUUUUCAAACACACUGAGUCGACAAGAUGCAGUAGAUGCAGACACCUGACCCAUGUUAAGAUACUUUCUGAUGAACUGCAAAUGCACUCCCAUAUCAAGAGCGUGUGUCUCACACACACACACACACACACACACACACACACACACACACACACACACACACACACACACACACACACACACACACACACACACACACCACACACACACACACACACACACACACACACACACACACACACAAACACACACACAGUCCUGUAUCUCUGUCUACAUGAUGACAGACAUUUGCACUCACAUGAUUCUUAGGGGUUACACUGUACUUGCGUCAUAUUUAAGGAUGGCAAAGAUGGUGCCAAAUAUGUAACAUUAUUGUUAUAUUAUUUUUAUGCAGUGGAUUUUCUGAGAUGUGUGUUUUGUCUUUGAAUAACAGUGUUGCUUACAGCAUGGGGUCCAAAAGAACAGCUAGCCUUGCUAAUGCAAGAGCAAACACUGGUAUGGAGCUCCUGUUAGGUCAUUAAUGUGUAAUUGCCUUGGUCUUUCCCAUUAAAGAUGCUCUCCUCCAUUUUGGCAAAGGUUGUUGAUAUUUUUCAACAGCCAAUCAAUUUACACCUCUCCCAUCUGAACCAACAUGCAGAUUAGCUGGAAUUGUGUAUAGGUCGGUUUGAGCCACUAUGUUUGCUUCCCAUUUACAGAGUCAGGACUGUGUAGAAACACUGGAGUUAUUUGAGCACACACGCUGAAUUAGCUAGGUGGCUGGAAGACUGAGGAGAAAUUUUCUGAAUUCGACAAAAAUAUAUUGGACUCCACCUUUAUCUAUCUAUUGUACAGUCAGAUUAUUUCAGUUUGGUUAAUGCUUGUGAGAACCAGUACCAUUUUGUACAGAAAAUAAUAAUAAAUAAUAAUAUAGGUA
Messenger RNA from Clupea harengus (Atlantic herring), 1906 nucleotides. Its product is annotated as ras-related protein Rab-9A-like. Gene Ontology annotation, biological process: retrograde transport, endosome to Golgi; Rab protein signal transduction. Gene Ontology annotation, cellular component: lysosome; phagocytic vesicle; late endosome. Gene Ontology annotation, molecular function: GTPase activity; GTP binding. Lineage: Eukaryota; Metazoa; Chordata; Actinopteri; Clupeiformes; Clupeidae. The record is from RefSeq and is a predicted model, not a curated record.